AUGAAAACAGAAAGUGGUUAAAAUACAAAAUUUCAAAAAGGCUAUACUCCAAUGACACCCAGGAAAUCACUUAAUUUGACACAAAUGUAUAAAUGACAAUUUAAUAAUUUAGAAAGUUUCAAUAAUAAUAAAAUAAAUAAGGUCUUCCUCCUGUUAUUCCAAAGAAUAAUUAUAAUGAUGAACAAGCUUUCGAUAUCUAAAAUUAAUAGAGAAAUUUUUUUGAGGAGUAAUCAGUAUAUUAAUAGAAUUAUAUUAAAGAAAAUAUAAAAUAGUUAUUCGAAAAGGAGUUUAGUUAAAAGCCCAAUCCAUUAGGAGGCUCAUAGAAAAAAUUUAGAACAAUAUAUAAAAAAAGCAUCUAUGCCAUUAAAUUAAAUUGAAGGAAUAAUACAACAAAACGUACAAACAGGAUUAAUCAAUAAUAAUUUCUAGAAAGUCAAUUAUAAAAAUGAUCGAGACUAAAAAUUAGAUGUAUGCAAUAAUUAAAUCAUUAUAGAAAACAAAAGAAAAGAAUUAAGAAAAAAAUUUGAGUGAAAAUGCAAUAACUCAAGAUUAAUUAGAAAUAAAUAAUUAAAUAAUAUAAAAUGAAUAACAAAAUAAUAAAGGAAUAGGAUUAAAAAUGGCAAUAAAAACCAGUGAACUUUAAAAUUUGAAUGAGAACAUUCAAAAUCUUUUAAAGGAACGAUAAUAUAUCAUAAAUUUUAUGAAAUUAGAUGAUAAAAUAAGAGAAACAUAGUUUAAACCUUAAAAAUUAGAAAAUUAUCGCAGCCAUAGUUUUGAGAUUGGUAAAUAAAGUUUUGAAAAAAUAGAAAAAAAUACUUUAAAAAUCAAUGAAAAAAUUUCCAAUAAGAUAAAUGAUAUCAUUCAAUAAAAGGAGGAAAUCAAGAACCUAAAUCAUUAAAUUUAAAUCCUUUAAUAAGAAAAACAAACUCAAAGGACAUAAAUUGAAGAAAAAGAGAAAACAAUUGAAAUUCUAGAUUAAGAGAAAUAAAAUUAUGCAGAAAUAAAUAAAAAUUUGUCAAAUGAUAUUGAACAAAAGAAUAGUUAGAAUAUUAAUUUAGAAAUAACUAUAUAAAACUAAAAUAUUGAAUUGUAAAAUUUAUAAUCACAAAUUGAAAUCAAAAAUCAAAGCAUAAAUGAAGAUAUUGAAAGAUUAAAUUAAGAAUUAGAGAAAUGCAAAUAAGAAAUAGAAAUAAAGAAAGAAGAAACAGUAUAGAAAAGUCAAAAUAAUGAAAUAACAAAUUCAGAAAUAGAAAAGCUUAAUCUCAAAUUAACUUUAUAAGAAUAAUAAAAUGACAUAUUAACAAAAGAGUUAGAAAGUCUGAAAUAAGAAAUAAUAACAUUAAAAAAAAAUGAAGAACAUCAAAAAAAUGAAGAUCAAAAUAAAGAUUAAAUUAGUGCAAACCUUAAAUUAGAAAUUGAAAAAAAUUAAAAUAAAUUCCAGGAAGAUACAUAGUUAAAAGAUUAGAUGAUAGAAAACUUAAAUAUAAAAAUUUAGGAAUUAUAAAAAUAACUUUAAGAUAAGGAAGAAUAAAUAGAAGACUUAUAAAAUGAAAUAGAACUUCAACAAUAUAGAGAAAAGUCCAUCACAUUAUUGGUUACAGCAAAAAAUUUGAAUAGGAAUGAAGAAAUCAAAGUCAAAUUAAUGGAUAGCGUAAAUGAUCUUUAUGUAAUGGCAAAUUUUAGAGGAAUUUUGUAAAAUAAUUUAAUAUUUUAGCAAUGAAUUACCUAUUAGAUCAGACCUAAAAGCUUAUGGCAAAACAUUUCAGAAAAAAAUUGAAAAACAUGAAUGGUAAAAAAAACUUUAUGAACUUUUUGUACCUAGUUAAUAUAAUUAAUAAAUAUAAAUGGAAUUUAGUAUUUUACAAUGA
Molecule: messenger RNA, 1868 nt
Organism: Paramecium sonneborni
Lineage: Eukaryota; Ciliophora; Oligohymenophorea; Peniculida; Parameciidae
Source: the annotation of a GenBank genome assembly